Molecule: messenger RNA, 2222 nt
Organism: Salarias fasciatus (jewelled blenny)
Lineage: Eukaryota; Metazoa; Chordata; Actinopteri; Blenniiformes; Blenniidae
Gene: gas1a
Product: growth arrest-specific 1a
Exons: 1
Coding region: 589-1365 (258 amino acids)
Biological process (GO): regulation of cell cycle
Source: RefSeq, a predicted model, not a curated record
UCCAAGGGGGAGAGAGUGGAGGACCACUUCGCGACCGACGAGGGUUGUUGUUGUUUUUAUGCUUCUCCGUCCUCCCAUGCGCUGUUUGUUUGCACUCCUGUGCGCACGGGGGCUGCUGAAUGGUGCGUCCGGUCCGGCUCGGCUCGGCGUGCUGCAGGAGACCCGCUCGGAGCGAGGACGCAGCGGGGACGCGCUCAAGCGGAGGCAUUUGUUUGAAGAACUGAGGAUCCCUGCAAUGGAUUGAGCCGCUGCACAAACUCUCCAAAACUUUAGUGGAGAACUUUUUUUUUCUUUCCUCCUGCCGUGCCUUGCUUUUUUCUGUUUUUUUUUUCUCUUCCACUUUUCGGUUUUAUUUUUUUCAUCCCCAUCAUGUACGGAUAACGGAGGUUUCGCUCGGGAAUCCGGCUCAAAUGGAUCAGCGCUGACGGGUUUAUGGAGCCGGGAUUACACAGCGCUGUGCCAGCCUGUUGAACGCCCACACACGGGCCUAUCGCACACCAUCUGCCUCGGAAUAAAAGACACACACUCUCCCUGGUAGCGGCGCACAACUUUCUCCAUGACACUGCUGUGAGAUUCGCCGCCAUAACAAUGGCAAGCUGUGGCGCACCGCUCCGGAGCGUCUGCAGACCCGCCUGGCCCCUCGGCUGCGUGCUCCUGUGUCUUGCCUGCUUCUCCCUGGCUUCCCCGUCCCACGGCCGGCGGCUCAUCUGCUGGCAAGCCAUCAUGAACUGCCAGGCCGAGUCCGCCUGCAAUUACGCGUACGACCACUACAUCCGUGCGUGCGGCCCCGUGCUGAACGGGGACAGGAAGGAGUGUCCCAGCCACUGCAUCUCGUCGCUCGUGCAGCUCAACCUGACCAAGAGCGGCCCGGCGCUGGAGGACUGCAGCUGUGGCCAAGACUCGAUCUGCACGCGCACCAAGCGGGCCAUCGAGCCCUGCCUGCCCAGGACUACCAGCACCGGGUGCACGGAGGCGCGGCACCAGUGCCAGAGGGACCCGCAGUGCAGCUCCGCCAUGCACGACUAUCUCAACCACUGCGGGAAACUUUUUAACGGGGCGGUGUGCACGAACGCCUGCAGGAACGUGAUCGCCAACAUGCGUAAAAUCCCGAAGGGUCAGCAGCUGGACACUUGCAUGUGCGACGGCACGGAGCGGGCCAUCUGCGAGUUCGUGAAGAGCAGCAUGAAGGAGCUGUGCUUCGACUACCCGGACAGGUACGAGGCCAGCGGCUCCGACGAAGAGUACGACGAUGACUUCUUGGAGCCGGACGACCCGGCGGAGCCGGAUAACGGAGCCUCGCUCCCCGCAGCCCGCUGCGCUUUGACCCUGCUGGCAUCCAUUUUGGCUCUGUUACCCUUCUUUUAAUCCCUGGGUUCAUAAACUGGCCCGGCUAUUGUCCGAAUAAAAGGCAAUCCAAACUUUUGUCACUCAUUGACCUUCCACCAUUGUGUGGAGUUCGACCCUCAAAGAUUAAAGGGGGGGCUGCUCUGGCGCGCACGGGCCUUCUGUGAAACGCUUUUUUUCAGGCCCAGAAAGGUGUCAGAUGAUGAAAACUUCUAUGCAAACAAGACCAGAAAGACAUCUGAAGUGUCUUGAACACCAGGACUUGUUCUCUCUUAUCAAACCACAGCACUUCAGGGCUCUGCAGAUACUUUGCUUCUGUGAUAAGCUAAAUCGGAUCGUCUUCCUCUCCCUGUUGCAGACUGUGAUAGGAAACCCAUCAGGACACAAACACAGUGGACUUGUUUUGGUUACAACGCAGCUUCAUUAGUAUAAUCACAUAUAUGCUGUGCACUGCCAAUCCUUUUUUUUUAAGCUAUGAACUAUUUUUCUAUGACAGGCUGUUGCCAUCCGGCACCAGGCACCCUGAUUUACAAGUAUUUAAUGUUGGAAUCCAUGAACUUGUACAUAUAUUAGGACUUUUAAAGUGAAACAGUAAUUUAUUACGUGCCAUCUAGUUACAUCCAAAUAGUCAUCAUGUGAAUAAAGACUGAGAAUUCCAGCUUUAAAGGGAAGUUGCUUUGACUGAAGAUAAUGUACAUUCAUUGUAUAUAUGUGUAUAGUCUAUAUAGAAUUUUUUUUUCAGAGAAUCCUUUAUGUUUUAGGCUAUGAGAUGAUUUAUUCACUGUGUAUAGCCUAGAGAAAGAAAUGUCUAAAUCCACUGUAUGAUUGCCUUAAUAACAUACCUUUAUAGAAGGCAUAAAGGAAACUUGAAGAUGUCA